Molecule: messenger RNA, 4135 nt
Organism: Cygnus atratus (black swan)
Lineage: Eukaryota; Metazoa; Chordata; Aves; Anseriformes; Anatidae
Gene: CTXND1
Product: cortexin domain containing 1
Exons: 5
Coding region: 699-878 (59 amino acids)
Source: RefSeq, a predicted model, not a curated record
ACACCUUAUCUGCUCUCAAGAGCUGUGACUCUUCAUUCUUUCAUUAUGAAGACCCAGGGGAUUGCUUACUUAGCAUACACCAGAGGCAAUGGAUAGGGUGAGCAGUCACUGCAGCCAGAAAACCCCAGCACGGAGCAGAGGCAAUUACCCUCCGCACGCAGAGACCGCGGAGCUGAAUCGUGCUGAAUAGAGAACCCCUCCGGCUGGCAGAGCCAUGUGUGGCUGGGAAGAGCAGCCACUUUCGCUCCACUGAAAAGCAAUGCACUUUCAUCCACAGUACUUUUCCUCAUAUCAAAAUAUUGAUGCUGCCUCAGUCUGAGCCACGCAUGUCGCUUUUGAAGAUGAGAGGUCAAAAGACAUCUGAGAAAUAUUCUGCAAGUUAGAGAAUACUGGACAUCUCCACCACAAGAACACACCGGUGACAAGAACUGCUUCCAGGUCUGGAUGGACGUGAACCUGAGUGGAGCCUGAAUGCAGCUGAAACCACAUUGACUAACAAAACUUUUAAAAUAUGACUACAGAAAGGAUUUUAACUCCACAAUGCUGUCAUGCCAGGAUGUGACAGGCUUUCUACCCAGGUCUGGAAGGGUCUUCUGGAGCAGCAGCAGGAUCUUCUCCCAGAGCAACUCCUUCUAGCAAUACUGGUGGUCGAUGAUGUCAGCAGUAAAUAUAAACCCAGAUGAGGAGCGGCAAAAGCAAUGGAGGGACCAACCCCAGAACCUGUGUACGUUGAUGUGGACAAGGGACUGACACUAGCAUGUUUCGUCUUCCUCUGCCUUUUCUUGAUUGUGAUGAUCAUUCGCUGUGCAAAAGUCAUCAUGGACCCUUACAGCGCCAUCCCUACAUCUACGUGGGAGGAGCAGCAUCUCGAUGACUGAAAGGACUUCACUAGACAGAGCCAUAAAAUGCUGCAAUCUAGGAGGCCUUUCCCUACCUGGAAGGCAAACACAAAUAGCCAUUUUCAGACAUGCAGGGCAACUGCAAUAUCUUCAAGAGCAUGUAGAUCAGAUGAUUCUUGCUCAACAGAUCAGAAUAUUGGCAAGCCAUUCUGGCAGCACAGUUAAUACUAUGCAGCAACAUGCAUUUUAAUGAAAACAGUGAUCAUUGUAACUCAAGUAGCACAAGACUCUCCAGACUUUUCCUGUAGCUGUAGCACAGUUUGCCCUCUCAAUAUCUCCCACAAAUUCAGGGCUUUGUUCAGAAAACAGAAAAGCAACAAGAAUAUUUUAUCUUCCCUGAAUGUUUGCUUCAAAUAACUUCCUGAGUCAUUAUAUUUGUCUCUCAAAAAAGGAACAGGUUUUGUAUCCCAGAGCAUCAUUGAGCAGAAGCACUAAAACGCCAUGGCUAAGGAGGGUGCUAUGAGCAGAUUUAUUCUCAGAUAAUGUGGUUGUGCACAUAUGCUCCCUACCACACUGCAGUCAUAUUUCCAGUGAUCAGAGUACAGAAGUACCCAACCUACAGUUCCUAAGUGGUCAUGGAGUAUGGUUGACUCUGCAGCCUCACCUUGCUCUAUCCUACUCCUGGAAAACAUUAGAUAUUUUGUCAUCUGCCAUAGGUCUGUGGAUUACCCAGAUAUACCAGACCACUUGCAAUGAGCUUGAUAGACACCAGAAAUUCAUGGAGCAGAACUUGGACACCACUGGCUUCAACUACAUUGAACUUGCCAUGAUUUUCAAAGAGCGAUUCCACAUUAAACUUCAUUGACCUUUCCUUUCAGGCACAAUUCAGUGGGAUCACACACAGAGAUUAAAGACAAUAAGCAAAGACAUGGCUCCUAGCUUUGUCGGAUUCUUUAGCAUAACAGAUACAGUAGCAUACAAUAAUAUGCACUCUACCUCGAACAAGCUCAGCACCUUUAUAAGAAUUUUUCCACAAAUUUGUAGGAUGAUUAUCUGUACAUUUCCUUCUCUCACUUCAUUAAGAAAGCCAUUAUGAAAGAAGGCAUAAACAAACAAGGGAGCUUUGGAAAUUUAUUAUUUACCUUUUGAAGAGUGGUGUUUGAGGGAUUCCUGUGUCCAAUAUUCCUCAAGUUCUAAGGUUUGCCCACAGCCAACCUUUACUGAGCACACAUUGGGCCUAAUUGUAAAGAGUUGCUGAAGCAAUAAGAAGUAGGUACUGCAACCCCAAGUGUCAUGAGUAGACAAGACCUGAAAGCACAAAUUUGUAAGAAGGGCAUUUCACUUCUUUACCAUCCUAAAUGGCUUCUAGAUUCUUGCCAUAAGACAAGGUACAGUGGUUGAGAAAGACAGAAACAAAGGUUGGAGCAAAGGAUUAGGAUGUAAACUUUGUAGGUUACUGCUCUCAGCUGUGACAGAUUUGUUUGGCCAUCAUACAAGUCAAGUUUCUCUGUGCCUCAGUCUAUGCACUUGUAAAAUUGGUACAAUAACAGUAACUUGUCUCAUUUUUGUCUGUAUCAUACCACCAUAAAAAGCACUUGGACAGCCUUAGAUAGGGACGUGAAAAUAAGGUAUUGAUUUACAGGUCUUCCUUGUGAAACUAAAGGGGGAGAAGGUCUGAAUCUCAGUAUACAGCAAGUAAAGUUCUCCCCAGGCAUAGAACUUGUCCAGCCCUCCAUUCUCUCUCACUGAGAUUGGAAUAUCCCUGUUCAUGCCAAUGGCACCUGCCUUUUUUGCCUAUUCCACUGAUUUCUGAGGACACUGGAGGAAAGGUGCUCAGCAAUGAUUACAGAAUAGCAGGUCACGAGGUACAUGGAAAAUUUUGCAUGCGCCUUCUGCACUAGGCUCAGUCACACAAGUUUUGGUCAUCUCUGUUCUAGGAAAUCCCAUUCAGGAGGCAGGAGAUUUGAGGAUCAGCUCUUAUCCUGCUAUUCUCCAACAAGAGACCUCCGCUGCUUCAAUUAUCCACUGCAGGUUGCAUCAGGCUGUUAUUUAGCCUCAGUUUCUGCUAGCCAAUUAACCACCAGUAAUUGAAUAUUUUCACAAGUGUGAAUGCUGAUGUUCACCAUAAUUUGAGAAAAUAUGGUCACCUCUUAUUCAUGAGUGUGCCUAUCUAUAGGAUAGGAACUGAUGCCCUAGCUCAAAGGAGAUUGUUUCUGUCCUCUGGGCUAAAGUUUAGAAUCCAUUUUUGUCACCAAGUCUAGUAUCCCACUUUAAUGCUAGCAGGGGUACAGAAUAAACAAAAAAUAAAACUAAUCUAUUUCCAGGCUAGAGACACUUUCUGUUUUCAAGUUACCUGGCUACAUUUGCAGCUGAUAGAGCAAGAACAGUGCUUGUCACCACUCCUGACUCCAACACUCUCAAGAAGUACCUGCAUGCUUUGGCUUUGCUGUGCAUCACCAAUAAGCCCCUGUUCAGCUAAGGACUUAGGCACGCACUUAGGUUGAAGCCCCUGAGCAGGCUGCCUGACUACCCAGGGACAAGGGUCAGCCACAUGCUGUGUCCUUGGCUGGGCAGGGGCAGUAACGCACAGCCCUCAUAGGAACGAAGCCUGUAUGAGAACAAACAGUGACAAAUGCUGGGGAGGCAAAUUAAUAAGUUAACUUCACAAAAGUAUGUGCCAUUAUUUCUAUUUCCAGCCAAUGCAAACCAUUUUAAGAUUUUUUUUCCAAAAUAUUUUAGAGGAAGGAUCCCCCUGGGUAGCUCAAUUUUCUGAAAAGGCACUUAUCUUUCCAAUAUAACCUAUCAAGUCUGUUUACAAAAUGGCCUCCUCCACAUCCAGCCUGUUCACGACUAUCUCAACACCAACAGGAUUGUUUUUAUAAAGAUAAUGUAACCCUGUUCUGAUUUCUGCCUUCCACCAAUGAUUACAAACACACAACCUCACCACUCUAACUUAAAGCAAUACUAAGAAUCAUGGCAAAAGCAGAAGUUUCAUCCUGCUUGCCUUUGAGUUGGGACCUGCCCACCCAAGACAUGUUUGUUACUCCAGCUCCUACCAAAGCUGAGCCUGUGAGCCUGGUUGGCAAAGCUAUGUUCCUGGCCAGAGGAAAUUUUGUGUUAGCAGGGGCUGCAUCAGUGGGCUUGGCAGUAAUUUUGGCUGCAUGUAACAAGUGCCUCUGCUAGUUCUGUUAUUUUUAAUCAUUAUGCCAUACUACCAGCAAUUGCUCUCAGAGGAAAUAAUGCAAAUUUACUGCAAGUGUAUUUACCUAAUGCAAUAAACAGCUUCUACAGUGGAA